UUCCACUAGGCCCAUAAUCAUCAUUUGCUAAUAUCAAUAACACGGCAUAAAGCACUUUUUCCACCGAAUUUUGAAUUAAGAGCACAACACCAUCUAUGCAUGUGCAUAAACCACUAGUCUACUACGUUCGGUGUUAUUACUAUUUGUUGUUCGAUGGUCAUAAAAUUCAUUUUGCUGUGGGUGUUCAGUACUUCGGUGACAUUCUUUUUUUGGCUUUUCACCCAAGCUUGUUAACCGUUUCUAUUUUUUACUGCAAACCAUCUUAAUUUGAUUUGAAUAAAAGUCAUAACCAUUGUAUUGUGGCGCGAACCAUUUAAAAUAAUAAUACUAGACAUUUUUUGAACAUUUUUUAAUAGACUUUGGAGUAUCUCUUUUUCCCGCUUAUUUCAAAACUGAGAUUUACCAUCCAUGACUAUAUAUAGAGAUAUAUCCCUCAAAAGGAUGAUACAUAGAGGUGCUUUGUGUUUUUGAAGAUAGGUUACUUGAUAUCGUGUUUAGUUAGCCGGUCUUGAAAAAUAGAUGACUUGAUACAAAAACCUUUUGUUAUGAGUGAGUCUCUUGCUUUCUUGAUACUCAUUUGCUUGCUAUUUAGACCUUUCAGUUCUCAUCAUCUGUAUCCAUUAUAAUAUGGUCAACUCUAAACACAUACUAUAAUUUAGUUUCUUACGCACAUUCCUUUUGGUAUCUGGUAUUUGGCAUUGCCGUUUAUUCUCACAAGAUGUAUCCACUUUAUAUAGAAAAAACUCCUAAACAUAUAUUUAUAUCAAUAAAUUUUCUUAUGAUGUGCCAGUAACAACAUGUAUAAUUAGUCUGAUCUCAUAAUAAAUCACUAAUAAUUUUCUAGUAAAGUAAAUUAUCUAAGUGUUUUGUCGAUUUCGAAAAAUAAGGAUUUCAUAUUAAUAUUUGACUAUUUUUUCCUCAUAUUAGAUAUUAAUUUUAACUAAAGCAUUUCAUCAUUUUAAUCUAUUUAAAGAUGUAAAAUCUUGUGAAGAUGUUCAUAUAGAAAAAAUUACCUUCCACACCAAUGAGACUGCGCGUGAGCUUACACGCUCGCAAAUACUCUCUUUCAUAAUAAACACUUACAAAUUACAAUUGCUUUGCCAUUAAUUGGCAUUAUACUCUCAAUGCCCCCUAGAUCUUUUUUAUGGUUAUCUUAACUCAUUUAUUCAUAUCUUAACUCUCAAAUUUUUAUAUACAUCCAAGAGUUAAGAAUAAGAGAGCCUUGGUUUUUGACUAAUAUUAGCCUAAGGUUUAUUGUGUGAAGAAAUCUUCAGAUUCUAUUAGUACACAACCUCUGACACGUUUUGCUCAUAAUCUCAGUCUUUUAAUAACAAGAUGCAUCUCUUCUUCAGUUUCCACGCCCCAAGAAUAUAUAUAAGAACCACUCCACAACACCAAAGAGCAUAACAACAACAACACCAAAACUAAGAAGAGCUCUUGAGAGAAAUGGAUAACUCGAAUGUGGUCGUUAGGGGAAACCGUCAAGUGAAUGAAGAGAAGCCUCCUCCGCGAGUGUGUCCAAGGUGUAGCUCAGACAACACCAAGUUCUGUUUCUACAACAACUAUAGAGUGACUCAACCUCGCUACAACUGCAGGAACUGUCGCCGAUUCUGGACUCAUGGUGGAGCUUUAAGGGACGUACCAAUUGGUGGAAGAGCCCGCAAAAUCAAGCAUAUAGAUCAGCCAUCUGUUUCUCAGGUGGUUCCUGAUGAGAUCCAGCAGGUUAAUCAUCACCAACCUUUCUCACAUGUUCAAGAAACAACCCAGUUUCUUGAACCAUUUGGUGGUUCUUCUUCCUCUGCUGUUGUUGGGAACCAUUUCAGUUCGUUGCCUGAAACUCAUGGUGAUAUGAUGCUUCCAACUCGAAGUAUUCCACCGAUGGAUCUCUUUGAUGGAUUGUUUCACCAAGGUUAUUACGGUGCUGGACUCAAUAAUUUUGUUGGUAAUCAUUUGAUGAACCAAUCAAUUGGUGGACAUGUUGAUAACUAUAGCAGUUACCGCGUGAACCAAGAGAAUCCAAACAUGCGAAACCAGAGCUUCACCAACACCAUGAUGAUGAACCAUAAUGCCGGCACUAGUGAAAGAAGAGGAUAUCCAGGCAUUGAUCACAUGAUCAACAACAACAACAACAACAACAACAACAAGUCUGUGUUUAGAUCCUCCUAUCAUUAGGAGAAGCAUGGUCCUUGAAUCAUAACCGUUUUACCCGUUUUCUCUUUAUAUUAUGCUAAUAAUGUUUUAGUUUUUCGUUUAUGGUUUGUGUUCGGUCUUCUUGUUUUUCAGCUCUGUUGGGUCUUUUUGAUUUAAGUUCUAAAACUAUGCAUCUUUGUUUCCUUAAAUAUUAAGACAUAAGUUACCUGUCUGGUCUUUUCUAUAAUAUAUAUAAUUAAUCAUCACCA
Messenger RNA from Brassica napus (rape), 2399 nucleotides. Its product is annotated as dof zinc finger protein DOF4.4-like. The transcript has a single exon. The record is from RefSeq and is a predicted model, not a curated record. Bases 1447 to 2172 code for a protein of 241 amino acids. Gene Ontology annotation, biological process: regulation of DNA-templated transcription. Gene Ontology annotation, molecular function: DNA binding; DNA-binding transcription factor activity. NCBI's taxonomy places the organism in Eukaryota, Viridiplantae, Streptophyta, Magnoliopsida, Brassicales, Brassicaceae.